CUUUCACUUUGGUGCCGAGCGAGGCCUGGCCAAGGGGACACGGGUGCACCCCAGGACACCCAGGUGGCUCAGGUACAAAAGGAGAAGCAGGCAGGCACAGCGUGGGCACGGGGACAUGCCAGCAUACCCCCAGCACUCAGCAACCGCCUCGGGGCACCCCACAGCUCCUGGAUACAGAUCCCUGUGAACAGCCAUGGCAGGGGAAGGGGAGCUCAACCGUGUCGUCAAGGACCUGCAGAAGACCGUGGCCGAGCUGAACCGCAGCUACCAGGAGCAGAAGCUGCCGGUGACAGACGGGAGCCGGGAGCUGCACAGCCUCUGUGCCCAGCUAGAGUUCCUCCUCCAGUUUGACCUCAAGGAGAAGAGGAGCUUCUUUGGGCAGCGCAAGGACUAUUGGGACUUCUUGUGCCAGGGCCUAGCACGGUGCCGGCAGGAGCAUGAAGGCAUUCACUUUGUCACCUCCCUGGACAAGCUGAAGACCCCUGUGGGCAGAGGCCGAGCCUUUCUGCGGUACUGCCUGGUGCACCGGCAGCUGGCAGAGUCCCUGCAGCUCUGCCUCCUCGACCCUGAGAGCCUCUGCGAGUGGUACUACGCCCGCAGCCCCUUCCUGAGCCCCAAAUGGCGGGCAGAGAUCCUGGGCAGCCUCUAUGAGCUGGACUGUGUCACCUUCCACCUGGCCCUGCACAGGGAUGACCUGGACACCGCCUGGCCCAUGUUCUCUGAGACACUGGUACGGCCCAGCCCGGUGAUCAGGAGCAGCCCAGCAAAGACAGCCUUGCAGACAGACAGUACCGGCACUGUGGCACAUGGACGGUCCGAUGGCAUUGCCCAUCCCACUGUGGCACCCCAUGGGGCACCAGCCCACCCAUGCCCACCCACUCUGGCUGCCCUGCAGGUGGGGAGUGUGGAGAUGGAAGAUAUAGAGGGGGAUGUGGAAGAUGUGGAGGUGAAGAAGGACAUGGAAGAGGAGGCUGAAGAGGAGGUGGAGAAGGAUGACAGUGAGGAUAUAGAGGAGGUGAAGGUGGAGGAUGUGGAAGUGGACGUGAAGAAGGACAUGGAGGAGGAUUUGGAAGAGAAGGAUGAAGAGUUAGAGGAGGAUGAGAAGGAGAUGAAGGAUGCGGAUGUAGAGGAACUGGAGGAUGCCCAUGGCACUGGCAAAGCACCGCAGCCUGAUGGUGCUGGAGAGCCUGGCAUGUCCCCACUGCCCACUGGCACAAGGUGCAUGCUGGGCUCCCGGUCACUGGUGCCCCGGCAGCCGGGUGGGACAGAGGCACUGGUGUCCCAGCUGAGGGCCGAGCUGGGUCAGCGUGAGGCAGCUGCACAGGCGCUGGCAGCACGGCUGGCACGGGCUGAACUGCGGCACCAGCAGCGGGAGGAGAGCAGUGCCCGGCGGGCCCAGCUGUGGGCACGCGAGGCUGAAGCACUGCGGGAAACCAACACCUUCCUGGAGCGGGCUCUGGAGGCAGCGGUGGCAGCAGGGGACCGAGGGACACUGGCACAGGCAGAGGAGGAGGCACGGGGCUGGCAAGAGGUGGCAGAGGAGCGGGGUACCCAGCUGGCCAGGGUGCUGGCAGAGGUGGCGGCACUGACCUCGCGCCUGCAGGAAUGCCAGGCAGCACUGGUGGCAGCAGGACGGACGAACAUGCUGGAGGAUGCUCGUGCUUCAGAUGAGGUGGCUGCCGUGGAGAAGGUGCUGCAACAGGCACUGGAGCUCGCCCGUGGUCCCCAGGAGUCCCCACCAGACCCCAAGGCAGAGGGGGGGCCCAGCACAGUCACCAGCAUGGCCAUGCGCUUGGCCAGCCUGGCUGCCACAGCACAGGAGGAGACCUGGCAGAGCCGGCAGCAGCUCCAGGCCCAGCGACAGGAGAUGGCACAGCUGCAAGAGGAGCUCAGCAGGGCCCGGCAGGACGGUGAGCGCUGGGCAUCGGCGCUGCAGCGGGCGCAGCGGGAGGCCCUGGAGCGGGAGGCCACGCGCGGCGCCGAGCAGGCACGGCAGCAGGAGCUCAUCCGCGACAUGAAGGAGCGGCUGCUGGAGCUGCUGCGGGAGAAGGAUGCCCUGUGGCAGAAGACAGAGGGCAUUGACACUCCGGUGCCCAGGCCGGUGCCCCGCGACCCAGGGUUGUGUGCCCGCUGCCACAAGGAUUUCCGCCUGCUCUCCCGGCGGUACAACUGCAGCAGGCUGUGCCAGCAAAAGGUGUGCCACACGUGCUCCAUGGACAUGGGCAAGCACGGCCGCUGCUGCCUGAUUUGCUACCAGCAAAGGCACCCGCAGGCUACAUGAGUGGGGACAGCAGCACUGGCACCAUGUCUGGGACACCUCCUGCCCUGGCUGCCUCCUCUUGGACUUACUGGGGACCCAGGUGUCCGAGGCCUGCAUGCAGGUCCUGCUGCCCAACAUUUUGGGUUUGAGAUGUGUCUUUCUUGCGGCUGGUCCACAAAGAGGAAAACUACUCAUUUCUGCUA
Corvus hawaiiensis (hawaiian crow) is the source of this 2463-nucleotide messenger RNA. RefSeq names its product RUN and FYVE domain containing 4 (gene RUFY4). The transcript is spliced from 12 exons. Lineage: Eukaryota; Metazoa; Chordata; Aves; Passeriformes; Corvidae. Gene Ontology annotation, cellular component: autophagosome; late endosome; lysosome. Gene Ontology annotation, biological process: plus-end-directed vesicle transport along microtubule; positive regulation of autophagosome maturation. The record is from RefSeq and is a predicted model, not a curated record. The coding region runs from base 194 to 2281 and encodes 695 amino acids.